This is a messenger RNA of Bicyclus anynana (squinting bush brown), 1137 nucleotides long. RefSeq names its product protein Wnt-4 (gene Wnt4). NCBI's taxonomy places the organism in Eukaryota, Metazoa, Arthropoda, Insecta, Lepidoptera, Nymphalidae. The coding region runs from base 1 to 1026 and encodes 341 amino acids. The transcript has 2 exons. Gene Ontology annotation, biological process: cell fate commitment; multicellular organism development; neuron differentiation. Gene Ontology annotation, cellular component: extracellular region. The record is from RefSeq and is a predicted model, not a curated record. Gene Ontology annotation, molecular function: frizzled binding; cytokine activity.
AUGUUUAAAUCUAGUGUUUUCACUUUACUGAUAUAUUUUACAGUUUCUAUAUUGGCUUUGAAAAAUGUUGAGGGAUCUCGACCGGUUCUAGAGAAGACAGUUGAAGCCUUAUUCGCUGACAGAUCUGAAGUUAUUCAUCCAGCCACGUGUAAAGUAUUCACAUCGUCUACACGUCAGUCAAAAAUGUGCAAAAGAGAGCCAGGUUUGCCGAAUAUACUAGUCAAAGCGAAACAGCAAGCAAUUAAAGCUUGUGAGGAGACUUUUCAAUACGACAGGUGGAACUGUUCACUUGUUUUCAAUAAGAAGCCAAAAAGGAGUAUUUUCAAAAAGAUAUACAGAGAGACUGCGUUUAUACACUCUCUUGUGGCAGCUUCUAUCACUCACGCAGUAGCAAAAGGAUGUGCUUCUGGUGAGCUAUCCAGAUGUUCUUGUAUCGGUAGUUUUAGAAACGCCUCGAACGUUCAAAUGAGAGGAGGCUGUGGCGAUGAUUUUAAAUUCGGUAAACGAUUUGCUAAGAACUUUCUCGAAUGGAAAACAGCGGGGAACGAUCAAAUAGCGGAUGCUUUAAAACAAGAUGUCAACAUAGGUAUUGAUUCCAUAGGCGAACAGUUGAAAGAAGUUUGUAAAUGCCAUGGAUUUUCCGGUUCGUGUACAACGAAGACUUGCUGGAAAAGACUGGGUCCUUUCAACUCAGCUAUGGGUUUAUUGAAGAAACAUUACCACCACGCGGUGAAGAAAAAGCUAGUGAAUUUUACAUCUAAAAGAGCUGUUACGGUAAAGGUGAAAAGAAAGUUGAAAAUGGAUCUUAAGAAUUUGGUUUAUUUCCAGAAGACUCCAAACUUGUGUGUGAGUACGAAAGGAAGGGUUUGUAAAGACAAACACAACUGUGCAACUUUGUGCUGCGGUCGCGGGUUUGUUGUGACUCAAAAAACAGUGGCUUCUAGGUGCAGAUGUAAAAUGGUGAAUUGUUGUGUCGUUAAAUGUGACACUUGUGUUGAAGAAGUGGAUGUUUAUACUUGUAAAUAAUAUACAUUAUUUUGUCUUAACCACUGGAAUAAUUUAACUGUUGCAAAAUUUGGUAUACCUAUAACUAUAAGAUUUAAGAGAAAUAGCCACAAAUGAAUUGAGAACCUCUUC